UCUUCUUUUUCUCCAGAUUUCCCGCUAGCUUGUUCUUAGUUUUAGUGUAAGUAAUGAGCAAUUUGCGUGCGGUGGAGGCGAGGUUGCCGCCAGGGUUUCGAUUUCAUCCAAGCGAUGACGAGCUCGUAUGCGAUUACUUGCUGAAGAAGAAGCUGUCUUCCUCCUGUGAAAACCUUCUCCUAAUUGAAGUUGACCUCAAUAAGUGCGAGCCAUGGGAUAUCCCCGAAGUGGCUCGAGUGGGAGGAAAAGAAUGGUACUUCUACAGCCAACGCGACCGCAAAUAUGCAACUGGGGUGAGGACAAACAGGGCGACAAUUUCAGGGUAUUGGAAAGCCACGGGAAAGGACAAGGCAAUAUUUAGGAAGAAUAAGCUUGUUGGGAUGAGAAAAACUCUGGUUUUUUACCAAGGAAGGGCGCCAAAAGGGGGGAAAUCAGAAUGGGUCAUGCACGAAUUUCGCCUACUAGAUGGUCCAAUAUCCAGACCACCACCUAAAUUCUCUUCUAAUAAUCAGGAACAAGAUGAAGAAGACUGGGUGAUAUGCAGAGUGUUCUGCAAAGACAAAGACAAAGAGAAAGACAAAAGAAAUUGCCAUGGUUUUGAUGAUGAUCACUCAAUUACAAGCUCUAAUAAUUCAAUCCCAAUAUCAUCAGCAUCGCCAAUAAUAAUGGAUGAUGAGACGGCUUACAUCAACUUUGACCAGGAUCAUCUUGUUCAAAAUCAACCCAUACCCAAUACAUAUCAUCAGCAAGUGCCCUGCUUCUCCUCCACUUUGAACCCAAACCAAACCAGCCAUGUUUUCUCACACGUGGACCAACCCACUGGAUUUGAACCCAUCCCUGUCAAGUAUGACACGGCUAAUGAUUCCUCCUCCUCAACUUCCAUUAAUCAUCUGCUUCCAUAUGAUCAGAAGAUGAUAACAGCUUUCUUGCAUCAAUACACCAAAAUGGAGGACGUCGGUAUUAAUAAUUCCUUAGACACUAUUUCUGAUGUGGGUUUGCCAUCUUUGUGGAAUAAUUAUUAUUAAUACAACUGUACGAUCAUCGACUUUUAUUAUUAUUAUUAUUGUUUUGGAU
Messenger RNA from Impatiens glandulifera, 1074 nucleotides. RefSeq names its product NAC domain-containing protein 21/22-like. The record is from RefSeq and is a predicted model, not a curated record. The transcript is spliced from 2 exons. NCBI's taxonomy places the organism in Eukaryota, Viridiplantae, Streptophyta, Magnoliopsida, Ericales, Balsaminaceae. The coding region runs from base 54 to 1025 and encodes 323 amino acids. Gene Ontology annotation, molecular function: DNA binding. Gene Ontology annotation, biological process: regulation of DNA-templated transcription.